AGCCCUGGAAACAAAGAAACCCGAGCGGCCGUGCAGCCUAGACAGAGCGCUGCGCUCAGCGGACAGCCGCUCCAUCCCUGGACCAAGAAUCCCGAGCUGCCUGCCCCCUCCCUUCCCGCUUCCCUCCUUCCCUCCUCCCUCCCUUCCUGCUUCCCUCCCUCCCUCCCUGCUUCCCUCCCUCCCCUCCAUCUCUGGCGCUGGGAGGAAGGCGAACGGGGCUCAAGAUGGCUUUAGCCCUGGUGGGCUCCCGGCUGGGCGCCCUGCUGAGCUGCUGCUGGGUCCCUGCGGCCGUCCUGGCCGCCGCCGCGGGGGACGGGGACCCAUCCAAGGAGCUCGAGUGCAAGGUCAAGACCAUCACCGUGUCGGCGCUGCCUUUCCUGCGGGAGAACGACCUGAGCAUCAUGCACAGCCCCUCGGCCUCCGAGCCCAAGCUGCUGUUCUCCGUGCGCAACGACUUCCCCGGGGAGAUGGCCGUGGUGGACGACCUGGAGAACACCGAGCUGCCCUUCUUCGUGCUCGAGAUCUCUGGGAACACAGAGGACAUCCCCCUGGUGCGCUGGAGGCAGCAGUGGCUGGAGAACGGCACCCUGCUGUUCCACAUCCACCAUCAGGAUGGGGCCCCGAACCUGCCCGGCCUGGACCCGACUGAAGAACCCCAGAGCGAGUCGGCCGAAGAGGAGCUGCGGAUCUUGCACAUCUCCGUCAUGGGGGGCAUGAUUGCUCUGCUGCUCUCCAUCCUGUGCCUGGUGAUGAUCCUCUACACCCGCCGGCGCUGGUGCAAGCGGCGCCGGGUGCCCCAGCCCCAGAAGAGCGCCAGCGCUGAGGCAGCUAAUGAGAUCCACUAUAUUCCAUCGGUGUUGAUUGGAGGGCACGGGCGCGAGAGCCUGCGCAACGCCCGUGUGCAGGGCCACAACUCGAGCGGCACCCUGAGCAUCCGCGAGACGCCCAUCUUGGAUGGCUACGAGUAUGACAUCACCGACCUGCGACACCACCUGCAGCGUGAGUGCAUGAACGGCGGGGAAGACUUUGCCAGCCAGGUGACCCGCACCCUGGACUCGCUACAAGGCUGCAACGACAAGGCCGCGAUGGACCUCACCCCAGGGAGCGACAAUGCCAAGCUGUCCUUGAUGAACAAGUACAAGGACAACAUUAUUGCCACAAGCCCAGUGGAUUCCAAUCACCAGCAGGCAACUCUGCUGUCCCACACGUCCAGCAGCCAGCGUAAACGGAUCACAAACAAAGCCCGAGCUGGAUCUGCAUUUCUCAAUCCCGAAGGGGAUUCCGGAACAGAAGCAGACAAUGACCCACAGCUGACCUUUUACACAGACCCAUCCCGGAGCAGGCGGCGAAGUAGAGUGGGCUCCCCGCGCAGUCCCGUGAAUAAAACCACUCUGACUCUGAUCAGUGUCACCAGCUGUGUGAUUGGUCUGGUUUGCUCCUCGCACAUGAGCUGUCCCCUCGUGGUCAAAAUCACCCUGCACGUCCCGGAGCACCUGAUUGCCGACGGAAGCCGUUUCAUCUUGCUGGAGGGCAGCCAACUGGAUGCCAGUGACUGGCUGAACCCAGCCCAGGUGGUGUUAUUCUCUCAGCAGAACUCCAGCGGGCCAUGGGCCAUGGACCUCUGUGCCCGGCGGCUGCUGGACCCCUGCGAACACCAGUGUGACCCUGAAACCGGUGAUUGCCUUUGCUACGAGGGUUACAUGAAGGAUCCGGUCCACAAGCACCUCUGCAUCAGGAACGAGUGGGGCACCAACCAAGGACCUUGGCCUUACACAAUAUUUCAGCGUGGAUUUGACUUGGUCUUGGGAGAGCAGCCUUCAGAUAAGAUAUUCAGGUUCACUUACACUUUGGGAGAGGGCAUGUGGCUGCCCCUGAGCAAGAGCUUCGUCAUUCCGCCAGCGGAGUUGGCCAUCAACCCCUCCGCCAAGUGCAAGACGGACAUGACGGUGAUGGAGGAUGCGGUGGAGGUCCGAGAGGAGCUGAUGACUUCCUCCUCCUUCGACAGCCUGGAGGUUCUCCUGGAUUCCUUCGGACCCGUCCGCGACUGCACCAAGGACAACGGUGGCUGCAGUAAGAACUUCCGCUGCAUCUCAGACCGCAAGUUGGACUCCACCGGUUGUGUGUGCCCGUCGGGACUCAGCCCCAUGAAGGAUGGCACCGGCUGCUACGACCGCCACGUGGGGGUGGACUGCUCGGAUGGGUUCAACGGAGGCUGUGAGCAGCUCUGUCUCCAGCAAAUGGCGCCCUUCCCUGAAGAUCCCGCGUUGUACAAUAUCCUGAUGUUCUGUGGGUGCAUCGAGGAUUACAAACUUGGGGUGGAUGGGCGCUCUUGCCAGUUGAUUGCGGAGUCCUGCCCAGAGGGAGGAGAUUGUGGUGAGAGCCGGGAGCUGCCUAUGAACCAGACUUUGUUUGGCGAGAUCUUCUUCGGUUACAACAACCACUCUAAGGAGGUGGCCCCCGGUCAGGUGCUGAAAGGAACAUUCAGGCAGAACAACUUCGCCCGGGGCCUGGAGCAGCAGCUGCCGGAUGGCCUGGUGGUGGCCACGGUUCCCCUGGAGAACCAGUGCCAGGAGGAGAUCUCGGAGCCCACGCCAGACCCAGACUUCCUGACGGGGAUGGUGAACUUCAGCGAGGUUUCUGGGUACCCUCUCCUGCAACACUGGAAAGUCCGCUCUGUCAUGUUUCAUGUCAGGCUCAACCAAGUGACCAUCUCACAGGCCCUCAACAAUGCCCUCCACUCUCUGGAUGGGGCCACCUCCCGAGGAGACUUUGUGGCCCUGCUGGACCAGUUUGGGAACCAUUACAUCCAGGAGGCAGUCUAUGGCUUUGAGGAGUCCUGCUCCAUCUGGUACCCUAACAAGCAGGUUCAGCGCCAGCUCUGGCUUGAAUAUGAAGACAUCAGCAAAGGUAACUCACCCUCAGAUGAGUCGGAAGAGCGGGAGCGCGACCCCAAGGUCCUGACCUUCCCAGAGUACAUUGCCAGCCUGUCCGAGUCAGGCACCAAGCGCGUGGCAGCAGGGGUCCGCCUGGAGUGCCGAAGUCGGGGCCGGUGCCCCUCAUCCUGCCCGCUCUGCCAUGUGACCUCUGGCCCGGACACACCCGCUGAGCCAGUCCUGCUGGAGGUGACCAGGGCGGCGCCCAUCUAUGAACUGGUCACCAACAACCAGACCCAGAGGCUGUUGCAGGAGGCUACAAUGAGCUCUCUCUGGUGCUCCGGCAGUGGAGACGUCAUCGAGGACUGGUGUCGCUGUGACUCCAGUGCUUUUGGGGCUGACGGGCUCCCGACCUGCGCACCCCUCCCACAGCCUGUGCUGCGGCUGUCCACCGAGCACGAGCCCAGCAGCACCCUGGUUGUGCUGGAGUGGGGCCACUCCGAACCCCCCAUCGGGGUGCAGAUCGUCGACUACCUCGUCCGGCAGGAGAAAGUCACCGAUAGGAUGGACCAUUCCAAAGUGGAGACAGAAACUGUGCUCAGCUUUGUGGAUGACAUCAUCUCGGGAGCCAAGUCACCCUGUGCUAUGCCAUCUCAAGUGCCCGACAAGCAGCUCACCACCAUCUCUUUGAUUAUCCGCUGCUUGGAGCCUGACACUACCUACAUGUUCACCCUGUGGGGAGUGGACAACACUGGCAGACGCUCCAGGCCGAGCGAUGUGACGGUCAAGACCCCCUGCCCUGUGGUGGACGACGUGAAAGCGCAAGAAAUAGCAGACAAGAUCUACAAUCUGUUCAAUGGGUACACCAGCGGCAAGGAGCAGCAGACGGCCUAUAAUACCCUACUAGAUCUCGGUUCCCCCAGCCUGCACCGGGUCCUCUACCACUACAACCAGCACUACGAGAGCUUUGGAGAAUUCACCUGGCGCUGCGAGGAUGAACUGGGCCCCAGGAAAGCCGGGCUCGUCCUGUCGCAGCUCGGUGACCUGAGCGCCUGGUGCCACGUGCUGCUGCGGGAGCCCCGGAUCAGCUUGCAGCGCGCCUCCCUCAAGUUCCUGGCCUGCCGCUACAGCGAGAUCAAGCCCUACGGGCUCGACUGGUCACAGCUCAGCCGGGACCUCCGCAAGACGUGCGAGGAGCAGACGCUGAGCGUCCUCUACAACAACUACGGCGACCCCAAGGACAACUAGGGUCGGCCGCUGGGGC
Molecule: messenger RNA, 4137 nt
Organism: Ornithorhynchus anatinus (platypus)
Lineage: Eukaryota; Metazoa; Chordata; Mammalia; Monotremata; Ornithorhynchidae
Gene: ASTN1
Product: astrotactin 1
Exons: 23
Coding region: 225-4121 (1298 amino acids)
Biological process (GO): neuron cell-cell adhesion; neuron migration
Molecular function (GO): protein binding
Source: RefSeq, a predicted model, not a curated record